CUCCUUCGGCUUCGAUGAUUUGAUCCUAAUCCCUAACCUCUCUAUAUACUGUACUCGAUUCAUCCAUAGCAGAUACAGUAUCAUUCUCCGCUAAUUGCUGAAAGCUAGAAUUAGCAGUUCUACGAGCUCAAAAGCCCUCUUCCACGGCCAUUGACGAUGGUUGGUGGCAACAACAACGCUAAACCGUCGACGAACAAGCCUCCUCCGGCGACACCCGCUCCCACCGCUGCAGCUUCGUCUUCACAGAACCGUAAAUCCCGUUGGAAUGCGAAUAGUAACGAUGGCGGAACCAGUAACAACAACAAUAACAAAGAAAGCAAACCGACGACGGGAGGCCAGAAAAUCGCCGAUAAGAAGCUCCCGAGGCCGAAUCCUUCUCCAAAGCUAGCUCCUAUUCCGAAUCAAUCCAAUUCGAAUCAUCCAAAUCCAGCAGCUCCGACAUCUUCACGGCCGAUGGCUCCGUUUCCUUUCCCUGAUUCGUCGUUGGCAGCAGCGCUUGGUCCUCCUCCUCCACCGACUUAUGGAACCCAUAUGCUGGAGCGGCGCACAAUUGUUCUAGCUGAUGGUAGUGUCCGUUCCUAUUUCGCACUUCCUCCUAAUUACCAGGAUUUUCCUCCUCCAAGCCGAGUAGCUGGACCGGAAUUUGGGCGAUUCCCACCCUAUCACCCUGAAGAGUUUCGAGAUCAGAGGAAUCACUGGGAUCGGCCUGAGGGUUCGAUGAAACGGAAGUAUCCAGGUGAAGAGGAAUUUGAUAGGAGAGAUGAGAGGGCUGAAAUGCUGAGACAAAGACAACAUUUUAUGCAGUAUGCGAAUCCUAAUGAUCACUCAGUUAUGGCUGGUACGAGUGGUCAGUUCGGAGACGAUGGUAGACCAGCUAAGCAUAUGCGGACAGGAUCAAGUAGGCAUGAAAGUGGAGGUCUCCAGGUUGACCAGGUUGCACUAAAGAAAUCGUUUUUGAGUUUUGUUAAGCGAGUUUUCGAGGACCCAGCUGAGAAGAAGAACUACUUGGAGAACGGGAGAAAAGGGCGGCUUCGAUGUCUCGUUUGUGGCAGGUCUUCUAGAGACGUCCAGGAUACCCAUAGUUUGGUAAUGCACACAUACUGUUCUGAAUCUUCUGACGAUGCUAGCUCACGUGUGCAUCACUUAGGCCUACACAAAGCUCUCUGUGUAUUGAUGGGUUGGAAUUUCACAAAGGCUCCUGAUAUUACAAAGGCAUACCAGAAUCUACCUGCUGAAGAGGCAGCAAUCAAUCAAGCACAGCUGAUUAUUUGGCCACCUCAUGUGAUUGUUCAUAAUACCAGUACAGGGAAGGGUAAAGAAGGGCGCAUGGAAGGCUUUGGAAACAAAACAAUGGAUAACAGAAUCAGAGAACUAGGACUCACUGGUGGGAAAUCAAAGUCACUGUAUGGAAGAGAUGGUCAUUUGGGAAUUACCCUGUUCAAGUUUGCGGGUGACGAUUCAGGGCUUAGGGAAGCUAUGAAAAUGGCAGACCAUUUUGAGAAGAUGAACCGUGGGCGUAAGAGUUGGGGCAGAAUACAACCAUUUACUCCAAGCAAAGAUGAUGAGAAAAACCAUAGUCUUGUCGAGGUUGAUGGUAGGACGGGUGAGAAAAAGAGAAUCCUUUAUGGUUAUCUUGCGACCGUAGCAGACUUGGACAAAGUCGAUAUGGAGACAAAGAAGAAGACCACAGUUGAGAGCCUUAGAGAACUCACAGGAACUAAGUAAAUUACAGUUCUAUGCUCACCCCAACAGGUACACUUUACGUUCGAGGUAUUUAUUGCCUAUUGAGUCUGGAUUCUUUAAUCACAAGCUCAAAAAAUCAAAAGGAGGAGAGAAAAGUUUGAUAUUUUUUUUACUUAUUUAUAGAUGAAUGAAUGUCUUGGUAUCUUUGAUCCUUUGAUUCAGUGUUCAUAUUGCAAUGCAUAGACUUAUAUCAGUUUAACCUGAUAUAUACAAGCAUCAAGCCUUCAAGUU
Molecule: messenger RNA, 1974 nt
Organism: Capsella rubella
Lineage: Eukaryota; Viridiplantae; Streptophyta; Magnoliopsida; Brassicales; Brassicaceae
Exons: 3
Coding region: 157-1725 (522 amino acids)
Biological process (GO): regulatory ncRNA-mediated gene silencing
Source: RefSeq, a predicted model, not a curated record